This is a messenger RNA of Lepidothrix coronata (blue-crowned manakin), 2469 nucleotides long. Its product is annotated as cytosolic phospholipase A2 epsilon-like. Gene Ontology annotation, cellular component: cytosol. Gene Ontology annotation, molecular function: calcium-dependent phospholipid binding; calcium ion binding. NCBI's taxonomy places the organism in Eukaryota, Metazoa, Chordata, Aves, Passeriformes, Pipridae. The transcript has 20 exons. The record is from RefSeq and is a predicted model, not a curated record. The coding region runs from base 1 to 2469 and encodes 822 amino acids. Gene Ontology annotation, biological process: glycerophospholipid catabolic process.
AUGGGACUGUUCUACAGCAAAAGUGAGACAGAACCCUCUCCAUGCAACUUGCUUACUGUAAAAGUCAUACAGAUGAAAAAUGCCAGGAAAGCAGACUUGUUAACUCAGUCUGAUUGCUAUGUGAGCCUGAGCCUGCCAACAGCUUCAGUGCAGCAUUUCCGCACCAAGACAGUCCAGAACAGCAAGAAUCCAACAUGGAAUGAAACCUUCCACUUCACAAUUCAGAGCCAGGUUAAGAACAUUCUGGAACUAAAAGUUUGUGAUGAGGACAAUGUAACUCAAGAUGACCAUCUCCUCACUGUAUUCUUUGAUGUCUCCAAAAUCCAACUCGGGGAAAACAUUCAGCUAAGUUUCCAGCUGAAUCCACAGGGAAAAGAGGAGCUGGAGGUUGAAUUCACAAUGGAGAGCAGUCCAGAUCCUCCUGAAAACAUUGUUACUAAUGGAGUUUUAGUGUCCCGUGAAGUUUCCUGUUUGGAGGUGCAGGUGAACGGUGGGAGGAUGAGGAAGGACACUAUGGAGAGAAAGUUUGCGUUAACCGUAGACGGGUCAUAUGAAGGAACCCAGACCCACACACUGAGCUCCUGUCUCUGCCCGACCUCCCCGGCCAGGUUCCACUACAUCAAGUACAGUCAGUCGGCGCUCACUGUGGCUCUACCACGGCGGAGGCAUCUCAGCAGGUCUACAUCAAGUCAAAAUGAAAGGGAUAUGAACGAGUCUGUGACUCUACCUCUAAACUCACUUCCUAUACAAGAGAAAAUAACAAUAGCAGAGGACAGGACAAUUGACUUGUACACAAAGGCAAAUGAAUGGACUCAGGGUCUGUGUUUCAGGCCAAGAAACCUAGAUGCCCGCUUGGGGUUCGACCUCUGCACUGAUGAACAGAAUUUCCUGCAAAACCGGAGGAAGGUGGUUGCUGCUGCACUAAAAGAUGUUCUUCAUUUGGAGGAAGAGCUGCAAGAGCAUGAGGUGCCUAUAGUGGCUGUGACCACAGCAGGAUGUGGGAUAAGAGCACUCACUGGCAUGUAUGGCAGCAUUUUGGGCCUUCAAAAGUUGCGUGUUCUGGAUUGUAUUUCAUACAUCAGUGGCUCAUCUGGCACAACAUGGACAAUGACAAAGCUAUAUGAAGAUGCUGAUUGGUCACGUAAGGAUCUCGGAGAAAUAAUUAUUGAAGCACGGAAGCAAGCAGCCAAGUGCAAGAUGGGGGCUUUUUGCUUGAAAAGUCUAAGGAAUUAUUACAGAGAGCUGAGCCAAAGGACCCAAGCAGGACAUAAAACCUCUUUUAUUGAUCUCUGGGGGCUCAUGAUUGAAUCCAUGUUGAAUGAUGGGAAAAGCCACCACAGACUUUCUGAUCAACGUCAGGCAGUGAAUCAAGGUCAGAACCCUCUGCCCAUCUACCUCGCCCUGAAUGUCAAGGACAAAGUUGCCACCAAAGAUUUUAGAGAGUGGGUGGAGUUCACACCAUACGAGGUGGGCUUCCUGAAGUAUGGCGCCUUCAUUCGUGCAGAGGAUUUUGGCAGUGAGUUCUUCAUGGGGCGCCUGAUGAAGAAGCUCCCUGAGUCCCGAAUCUGUUUCAUGCAAGGAAUGUGGAGUAGUAUCUUCUCCAAAAACCUCUUGGAUGCCUGGCACGCAGCUGACAAUUCAGAGGACUUCUGGCACAGGUGGACCCAAGACAAAGUGACUGAAAUAGAGGAACAACCAGACUUGCCUGAGAAGCCAUAUGAGAUGGCCACGUGCGUUUUCACUCCUACGAGCGGCCUCUCCACAACUCUCCGGGAUAUCCUGACAGAUCGCCCUGCUGUCUCCAAGUACCACAACUUCCUAAGAGGCCUCCAGAUGCACAAUGAGUAUAUCCAGCAUGAACAUUUCACAAAAUGGAAAGACACUUUGCUAGACACCUGUCCUAAUGACCUGAGAGGCAACUCAGAACACUUGGAGCUGGUGGAUGCAGCUUUCUUCUUUGAAACCAGUUACCCACCCCUUAUGAGACCAGAGCGGAAAGUGGAUGUCAUCAUACACUUAAAUUACACAGGGGGAUCACAGACUUUGCCCCUGGAGCAGGCUUGCACGUACUUCGCAGAGCAGGGAAUUCCAUUUCCCUGCAUUGGACUGAAGGAUGACGAGAAGAACCUGAAAGAGUGUUACAUGUUUGAUGGUGCAGACACCCCAGGAGCUCCUCUGCUGCUUUAUUUUCCAUUAGUGAAUGAUACCUUUCAAAGAUAUGUAGCACCUGGCAUGUCACGUACUGCUGCUGAAAUGGAACAGGGCAAGAUUGAUAUCUCCAGUUUCUGCUCUCCAUACUCAACCAGAGAGGUCUCACUGAAAGCAGAAGAUUUCAACAAGCUCCUGAAGCUGACUAAUUACAACAUCAUGAAUAAUGAGAACAUGAUUCUUCAGGCCUUGCGUAUGGCUGUGGCACGGAAGAAACAAGCCCUUAGCCAGCCAGUAUCACAAGCACAGCCCUCUGCUUGA